UGCUGCGCCACUUACCAUUAGGCCCCCUACAGAUUGGGAGUGACAGGAGGCGUUGCGCGGACGCCUGGGGCGGGGCGAGCCGAGGGGCGGAGCCUGCGUACGGACUGGCGCGGGGAGCUCGCCGUCCGGAUGGCGGGGCAGGUGAAGGACCGCGAAGCCUUCAAGAGGCUCAGCUUCCUGUACCAGGCCGCCCACUGCGUCCUCGCGCAGAACCCUGAGAACCAGGCGCUGGCGCGGUUUUACUGCCACACGGACAGGACCAUUGCGAAGCGGCUCCUCCUGCGGCGGGACCCAUCGGUGAAGAAGACCCUCUGUCGUGGCUGCUCUUCCCUCCUCAUCCCGGGCCUGACAUGCACCCAGCGCCAGAGACGCUGCAAGGGACAGCGCUGGACAGUACAGAGCUGCCUAAUAUGCCAGCGCAGCCAAUGAUUCCUCAAUGAUCCCAGGCAUCUGCUCUGGGGAGACCAGCCUGAAGCCCAGCUGGGGAGCCAGGCAGCCCCUGCGAAGCAUAGCUCACUCCAUUCCAGCCUACCUUCCUGAGGAGAGAAUAGAGCCUCUGCCCCAGUUAUCAGUGAUGAAUUCAUCGUAUCUGCCAAAGAAAUAAAA
Molecule: messenger RNA, 606 nt
Organism: Loxodonta africana (African savanna elephant)
Lineage: Eukaryota; Metazoa; Chordata; Mammalia; Proboscidea; Elephantidae
Gene: RPP21
Product: ribonuclease P/MRP subunit p21
Exons: 6
Coding region: 130-429 (99 amino acids)
Biological process (GO): tRNA processing
Cellular component (GO): nucleolar ribonuclease P complex
Source: RefSeq, a predicted model, not a curated record